UUUACCCUGAAAACAGUGACUACAUUUCCCAGCAAGGUGUUCGACAUUAAUAUAUAACAACAAACUCCAGUGCAUUUUUUCUCUCAAAACGGUGUCAUUCAUAUAACCUAAAUACAUGUGACCUAACUCACGCUGCAGUGGAAAAAUUCGAGCUAGUAUUCCGGUGCUGUUUGCACAGGCACAAUGAACUGCUGGGUUUUGUUACGGUUACACAGCGGGGACCUUCGCAUUUCUCUCCUGCCUCUGUACUGUUCCCUCAGCCUGCGAGCCCUCAGCUCUAGAGCUAUCAUCCACAGCUUGAGAGAGAGCUACCGACUGCUGCAGCUGCCUGACGAUGGAGCCAGCGGCCCUGCAGAGGUCAAGGAGGCUUACCUACGCAUGGCCAAACUCUACCAUCCAGAUUCCGGUGCUCCCACGGCAGAUGCAGCUCUUUUUUCCCAGAUAGAGGAGGCCUAUCGGGCUGUGCUUACUCACCUCGGCCGGCAGAAGUCUGUCUCACAGUACGACCAAUCGCUGGAGGAAGAAGAGGAAGAUAAAGUUAAAGGUAAUGCCCCUCAACACAGACGUUACCUCAGUUUUGAAGGAGUUGGUUCUGGCACUCCCAGUCAAAGAGAACGACAGUACCGGCAGAUUCGCGUUGACCGUGCCACCGACCAGGUUCUGGAGUACAGACGCAAGGAGAUGGAGAAGGCGGCAGCGGAAGAAGGAGCCAUGGUGACCCGGGAUGCACGCUUGCGCAGCAAGAAGAUCAAAAUCACUCAGGCGGUAGAGAGGCUGGUUGAGGACCUCAUCCAGGAGUCUAUGGCCCGUGGAGACUUCCAGAACCUCAGUGGCACCGGCAAACCGCUCAACAAGUUUGAUCAUAACCCGUAUAUGGACCCCAUGACGCACAACCUCAACAGAAUCCUCAUCGACAACGGUUACCAGCCUGAAUGGAUUGUGGUACAGAAGGAGAUCAGGGAAACCAUCGCUAAAAUUAGGGAAAAGUUGCAGAAGGUCAGGGCCAGGCUGGGGGAACCCAUGAGACACUCUGAAACCCUCCAGUGGAAGGAGCACUGCGCUGUGUUUGAGGAUGAACUGGGGAAACUCAACAAGAAAGUGGACAAUUUCAACCUGAUUGUCCCUCUCAUGAGCAGGCAGAUGGUGCAUUACAGCCUAAAGAGAGAGCUGGAGAAAAUACUGAAGACUGAUCAGCUGCUCAGGCAAGAGAAGGAAAGAGAAAAAGAAAUGAAGCAAGAUGAGCAGAUGGAGACAGCAAGAACAUCUCAGCACACCAGACAAGGACUCAUCACCUGGAUGCAGAAUCUACUUAAAUGAGGCUGCAUUAAAAAAUGCAGAGUUGUAAUUCACCUAUUGGCCUAUUAUUAGUGUGAUUCAAAUUUAUUUGCCCCUUCCUUGUUCUUAUUAUAACUGUAAUGAAACAAUUAUUGUCUUGCUUAUUAAAAACUAUCAGAAGAUUAAAGGCAAUAAACAAUA
Messenger RNA from Rhinichthys klamathensis goyatoka, 1476 nucleotides. RefSeq names its product DnaJ (Hsp40) homolog, subfamily C, member 28 (gene dnajc28). Bases 184 to 1317 code for a protein of 377 amino acids. NCBI's taxonomy places the organism in Eukaryota, Metazoa, Chordata, Actinopteri, Cypriniformes, Leuciscidae. The transcript is spliced from 2 exons. The record is from RefSeq and is a predicted model, not a curated record.